UCAUUAUGACAUUUUACCGAUUGUGUAUUUUUUUUACUACAAUUGAAGUGAAAUAGACUUAAUAUUAUUUUGAAAUUAUGAACUAAAUCAAAGAUCUAUAAUCAUAAUGGAUCAAAAUAGGGUUAGAAGAAGUGAUUUAGAUGUAGACAGUUUUGGGGGUGUAGAACCAGAUUAUGACCGAGCUCGGAUGAGACGACAAUCUGGAGGUUUUGUAGACUUAGGUAAUGAAUCACAAUAUGGGACAGGUGGGCAUCAGGCUUCUGGCGCUAAUGAAAUUUUCGCAGAUGUACAGGGUGAUGUGCCUUGGUGGAAAUCAAAUUUCUUUAUAUCACAACCAGUCCUGUUUGGGACAUGGGAUGGAGUUUUCACUUCUUGUUUGAUCAACAUAUUUGGUGUAAUUGUAUUUUUAAGAUCUGGAUGGAUGGUUGGUCAGGCUGGAUUAGUUAAUGCAGUUUUAAUUGUUAUCUUCACAGUAUUUGUUGCACUGAUCUCAGUUUUAUCAGCUGUGGGAAUAUGCGAACGAUGUAGGAUAGAAAGUGGUGGUGUUUAUUUCUUGUUGGCUCAUACAUUAGGAUCCAGACUAGGUGGGGCUUUAGGAAUGAUAUAUUGUUUUGGACAGGCAGUAGGAUGUGCGCUAAAUGUAUUUGGUUUUGGUGAAUCCAUGGCAGAUCUCGUAGGCACAGACAAUACAUGGGCCGCUCGGGGCUUUGCUGUUGCAGCUGUGUUACUAUUAGGCACUAUAAAUGUGGCUGGUGUAAAAUGGGUUAUAAAACUGCAAUUCAUACUUCUAGUCAUAAUUUUGGCAGCAGCUUUUGACUUUUUCAUUGGAUCCUUUACAACAGUGCCAAGUAAAGAAUUUAAGGGUUGGUUAAGUGGGACAAUGGCAAAUAAUACUUGGGCGGACUAUCAAGAUAAUUAUACCUGGUUCAAAUGUUUUGGAGUGUUCUUUCCAACUAUAACUGGUAUAUUAGCAGGGAUUAAUAUGAGUGGAGAUUUAAAAAAUCCAUCAGCAAAUAUCCCUAAUGGUUCUUUAGCAGCAAUAAGUACAGGAACUUUCCUAUAUUUGAUGUUCAUAAUAACAUUAGCAGCUACUGUCAGUAGAGAUGCCUUGUUGAAAAAUUUUUCAAUAACAGCUGAUAUAUCAGCAGUAACAGUACUACUUCUGGCUGGCUUGUAUGUCAGUUCGAUGAGCUCAUGCCUUGGAGCUAUGUAUGGGACUCCAAGAGUAUUACAGAGCAUUGCCAAAGAAAAAGUUAUACCAGGAUUGGAUGUUUUAGGUCAUGGGAGAGGUCCCAACAAAGUACCCAUAUAUUCAAUGGUUGUAGUAGCAGUAGUGACUGUAACGUUUAUCAUUAUCGGAGACAUAAAUAAACUUGCACCAAUCGUCACAAUGCCUUUUCUUAUUACCUAUGCUAGUAUAGAUUAUUCUUAUUUUGCUCUCGCCCAAACAUUUGAUUUGCAACAUAAACGUGAAAUGAGAUUUCAGGGAAAUUCUCAGCGGGAUACCCAAGUAUAUGGUGCUACAGGCUCUGAUCUCGACCUGUUAUUCCCUGAAAGGAUAAGGCAUAAAAAUGUUGGGGACUUUACUCCAUCACCAACUGAUUCAGCUAUAAUGAAUGGACGAAUGGCAAAUGGGGAUGGAAGGCGACCCAGUAUAAAUGUUCAUUCGAAAAAUAAAAAUUGGUAUUCACACCUGUGCAAUAGAUGGCUGUCAUUAGUAGGGGUAGCUAUAAAAUUAUUGUUAAUGUUAUUGGUACAUUGGAUAUAUGCACUGGGCUGUCUGUCCAUACUUUGGCUACUGUGGCUGUACAUCGGUGCCGCUAACCCCGCAGUCAAACCUGGAAGGGCGUCAGAGUUCAGAUUCUUCUACUGGCUGAAGAUAGCCUUUUUGCAAGCCAUUGGAAAACGUCCAUUGGAAUAUGAACAAUUAGUAGUAACUCCGGUGCAUGUUGAUAUACAAAUGGAGCAAGAAAGAUUGAAUGAUGAUAACGAAGACUUUGCCUCAAGGAGACGUUACCACCAGUCCACAGCUGUUCAGAGCAAUCUGGUCAACAUACAUACUUAAUACUCUUCUGGUUGUAUUUCUAACAUUAAUACAAACAACUCUAUUGUAAAGAAUUCAUAGAUUUAAUUUAUUAUGUUAAUUGCAACAGUCCUUAUAGCAACUUAGUCAUUGUCAAUAAGUUUCAGUUAAAACAUAAACAAUAAAUAUUAUAAUAUCAAUUUUAAUUAUGAAAAAUUUCAUAGCAUUGUCGCUUAUUGGUAAUAUUAAUGUGUGUUUUUAUACCGAGGCUUCCAUAUUAUAAUAUUCAUGAUUAUAUAAUAAUUGUAACUUAUAAAAAUAUUAUUAUAGACACAUAAAAGUAAUAGUUUUAUGUCUUCAUGAUAUAUUCUUUUUAUAUCUUGUGCUGUUUUAGCCUUUCAUAUCAGGUAAAUAUUGAUAAUAAUGCACACUAAACAUUUCUUGAUUUACUCUUUCAUUCCAAAUGCAUUUCAUUUUCUUAGGACUUUCUUUUAUUCAAUGAAAUUUGUACUAGAUUUGAAUUUAUUUAUUAUUCUUAACAUUAAUAUAUAUAUCCAUACUUAGGUAUUUAUAUUCAAUGAUAUGUUAAAAAUGUCUUUUUAAUAUGGUUAUUUAAUAGUAAAUUUAGCUUUGACUGACAUUUCACAUAUUUAUUUGUUAAGACAUAUCUAUUAAAAAUUGAAAUUUAAUAUGAAUUUGUAUAAGAUUUUUUUAUAUUUAAUAAUAAUUCUUUUUAAUUUGUAAUUAUAAAUAAACUCGUAGAAGCUGUAAGACUAAAAAUGCUUAUUUUAAUAAAAUAUUUUAAACUUUUUAA
This is a messenger RNA of Danaus plexippus (monarch butterfly), 2837 nucleotides long. RefSeq names its product solute carrier family 12 member 8. The record is from RefSeq and is a predicted model, not a curated record. The coding region runs from base 107 to 2065 and encodes 652 amino acids. Gene Ontology annotation, molecular function: potassium:chloride symporter activity. Lineage: Eukaryota; Metazoa; Arthropoda; Insecta; Lepidoptera; Nymphalidae. Gene Ontology annotation, cellular component: membrane. The transcript has 11 exons. Gene Ontology annotation, biological process: cell volume homeostasis; chloride ion homeostasis; chloride transmembrane transport.